Amoebophrya sp. A120 is the source of this 242-nucleotide messenger RNA. The record is from the annotation of a GenBank genome assembly. Lineage: Eukaryota; Dinophyceae; Syndiniales; Amoebophryaceae.
CAGCACUAUGCCGAAGGCUAGACCGACAUCAUCCACCAGCAGCACGACUAGACCGUCGAGGCGUGAGAAAAAAGCGAAACAGCAGAAGCAACCGAAAAAGCAGAAGCAGCCGUUUUCCUCUCCUUCACCCACAGACGAUGAAGACGCCGUAGCCCCUCUUUCCACAUCUUUCCACUGGUACAAGGAUUUCUACGACCCGAGGACGAAGAAAUCCACACGAAAAUUCAUCCCAAACACCGAAG